GUUUGGUAAAGCAUUACUCGUUGGCCAGACGUUACAGCUUGAACAAUACAUCGACUAUUAUAACUCAACCUCACGUUCAAUAUGAAACUGUCAGGUUUGUUUGUAUUGAUAAUGGCGGUGCUCUCAAUAUUUGUUGGAUCCAACGAGGCAGCUCCCAAAAUUAGUGGAAGUGCUAUCAAGAAAGGUGGUAAAGUCAUUAGAAAGGGAUUUGGUAUCGCCAGUGCGGCGGGAACAGCUCACGAAGUCUACGAACAUAUCAAAAAUAGGAGACAUUAAAGUUAUAAGCCGUAAUAAGUGAAACCGACAGACAGCUACCUGAUAUUAUCUGAUGAAUUAACUACCUCUAUUAUUUACUUUUUUUUAAAUAAUUAACAAGCCAGAAUGAAUCUAAAAGCUUACAAAAGUAGGACUAAUAAAUUAUUAAUAUAAAA
Messenger RNA from Leptidea sinapis, 431 nucleotides. RefSeq lists its product as uncharacterized. The record is from RefSeq and is a predicted model, not a curated record. The transcript has 2 exons. NCBI's taxonomy places the organism in Eukaryota, Metazoa, Arthropoda, Insecta, Lepidoptera, Pieridae. Bases 82 to 276 code for a protein of 64 amino acids. Gene Ontology annotation, cellular component: extracellular region. Gene Ontology annotation, biological process: defense response to bacterium.